Molecule: messenger RNA, 1959 nt
Organism: Sorghum bicolor (sorghum)
Lineage: Eukaryota; Viridiplantae; Streptophyta; Magnoliopsida; Poales; Poaceae
Product: anthocyanidin 3-O-glucosyltransferase 2
Exons: 1
Coding region: 126-1574 (482 amino acids)
Molecular function (GO): UDP-glycosyltransferase activity
Source: RefSeq, a predicted model, not a curated record
GCAAAAAAAUUGGAACUAAACAACGCCUUCGUAUAAAACAAAGCCAAUAUUCUGAUUCCUCUUGUGCUGCAAUCCCUCCAACAAGUCCAGCAAAAAGAGCACACUGUUGGCCUCGUCCAUCGUCAAUGGCUGCCGCAACCAUGGUCUUCCUUCCGUGCUGGGGAUCCGGUCACUUCAUGUCCAUGAUCACGGCCGGCAAGCGGAUGCUCGACGCCAGCGGCGGUGCCCUCUCUUUGACCGUGCUGGUCAUGCAGGCCCCGACGCCAGCCAAGGCGUCCGAGGUCGAGGACCACGUGCGCCGUGAGUCAUCGUCCGGCCAUGACAUCCGCGUCAUCAAUCUCCCCGCCGUCGAGCCGCCGACGACCGACUGCGUGGCCCCCGAGGAGUUCACCUUCAGGUACAUCCAGCUCCAGGCUUCCCAUGUCGAGGAGGCCAUAGCCGGGCUAUCGUCCCCGGUGACCGCCAUCGUCUUCGAUCUCUUCUGUACGCCCCUGCUCGACGUGGCCGGCGACCUCGCCGUGCCGCGGUAUGCGUACUUCGCCUCCACGGGCGCGUUCCUCGCGCUCACGCUGCGCCUUACGCUGGCGGGAAUCCGCGAGGACCUCAUCGUCAGGCUCAAGCAGACGGAAGGCACGGUGGACGUGCCGGGGCUGCCGCCGGUGCCUGUGUCCUACAUGCCGGCGUGCCUGUCGGGCAGUAAGAUCGGCAACUGCGAGUGGUUCGAGUACUGCGGGCGCCGCCUCAUGGACACCAGCGGCAUCAUCAUCAACUCCUCGGUCGAGCUGGAGCCGGGGGUUCUCACCGCUAUCGCGGACGGCCGCUGCGUGCCGGGCCGCCCGGCUCCGACCGUCUACGCCAUCGGCCCGGUGAUCUGGUUCGCCGCCGCGCCUGAGCAUCAGCAGCCGCACGCGUGCGUCCAGUGGCUCGACACGCAGCCGUCGGGCUCAGUCGUGUUCCUCUGCUUCGGAAGCAACGGGGUCCUGGACGCAGCGCAGGUCAGGGAAGUCGCCGCUGGCCUGGAGCGCGGCGGUCACCGCUUCCUUUGGGUGCUGCGGGGCGCGCCGGCCGGCGGCUCGCGCCACCCGACGGACGCCGACCUGGACACGGCGCUCCCCACGGGGUUCCUGACGAGGACCCGGGGGCGCGGGCUCGUGUGGCCUGCCUGGGCGCCGCAGAAGGAGAUCCUGGCCCACCCGGCCGUCGGCGGCUUCGUGACCCACUGCGGUUGGAACUCCAUCCUGGAGAGCCUGUGGUUCGGUGUGCCGAUGCUGCCGUGGCCGCUCUACGGAGAGCAGCACCUGAACGCGUUCGAGCUCGUGAGGGAGAUGGGCGUCGCCGUCCACCUCAAGAAUAUGGACGUCACCGAGGCGGACAUGGUCGUGGAGGCAGCCGAGGUGGAGGCGGCGGUGCGGGGCCUGAUGGGCGGGACAGAAGGAGGCAGGAAGGCCAAGGAGAAGGCCGCGGACAUGAAGGACGCGUGCCGGAACGCCGUGGUGGAGGGCGGGUCCUCGUACGUUGCGCUUCGGGAGCUCAUGCGCGGUCUCUGCCCCGGCGGGGUGGCACCAUCGCCGUGACGGCUGGGGAGGUUCGCUGUUUUACGGUCGAAAAUGGGCCGUCGGCAUGCGUCGUGAUCAGUUUGGUGCGAUGUUUGUAACAGGACACACACCACAUAUUAGUCAGUCAGGCGCGUUAAAAAUCUAGAUAACCUUCGGGCGGCAGUGCGAACACGUGUGGAACAAUGAGCACUACCAUAGAUUGCUCAUCACCACCGGAUCUAAAUCCCUCUCCACAUCACCGUCGGUUAUCGCCGUCGUUUAUGAAAGUUGUCGGUGAUAACCUCGAUUAUCAUUGCCAGUUUUGCGUGAUAAAUUUCAUGAUUGCCAGAUCAACGUUUGGUCUAGCAAUGAUGUCGUUACCAUCCUUCGUGGUGUCGACUUAGGUCUGGUUUAGUCCCAAAAA